Messenger RNA from Auanema sp. JU1783, 1299 nucleotides. The record is from the annotation of a GenBank genome assembly. Lineage: Eukaryota; Metazoa; Nematoda; Chromadorea; Rhabditida; Rhabditidae.
AUGGCGUCGCUCCUACCUUUUACGCAGAUUAGGGCAAACUCUGUUAAUUUUUUCAUGAGAAGAAACCAACAAGAGCUAUGGAAAACAUUAACAAGUGUCUCCAAGUCUGGUCAGAAAAAAGGAAGAAGAAACACUAGGCAGCAAGUUCGCCCUCUUCAAAACUUCUACAGAAUUGGAUCAAGUCCCAUGAAAGUUCAAUAUCCCGGGCUUAACGCUCCUCUAAACGUUACAGUUAGCGAACCUGUGAGUGUUGUAGAGCAGGACGAAGAUGAAGCCAAAUCUUCUCUAGGACUUAUCAGAACAAAAUUAGAGGAGAGAAAAGAUACCGGAAAACGUCGUAAUCGUGAAAAGCUUCACCCACUUGAACGGGGAUUCAGUGGAACGCAACUUGUGGGACAGAAGCUUGGUCCCCCACCUCCAAUUGAUCAGACCAAUUUUGAUGAUUUUGAAUCAUUCUGUCUUGAGGUUAAAAGAACUUCGAACAUGACAAAAGUUUUCGGUAGAGUUCACACAAUGUCAGCUUUAGUUAUCACAGGUAAUGGUAAUGGUUUGGCAGGAUAUGCUGUGGGAAAGGCUCCUAUUCAUCGUACUACCACUGCCAUAAUCGACGGUAUGAAUAUGGCUUCGAAGAAACUGUUUUUCGUUGAUCUACACGAAGGAAGAACUAUUUAUCAAGACUUCUACGCUGAGUGUAGGAACACGAGAGUUUUUGCUCAAAGAAGACCUCCAGGUUUUGGACUCACUUGUCACCCACGUUUGAUGAAGAUUUGCGAAGUGAUCGGAAUCAAGGAUAUAUAUGUGAAAGUUGAAGGUUCAACAAAGAAUUACCUCGCUCUCACUCAUGCAUUCAUCACUGGACUUUUAAAUCAAGAAUCUCAUCAGAAGUUGGCUGAGAGAAAGGGCUUACACGUUGUUGAAAUGUCGCCCUCAAGGCAUUUCUUACCACAAAUCGUUGCUUCUCCUAUUCUCACUCCUCUCAAAGAAGAAGAUGAACUGGACGAACUUGAUCGUUUGAACCUUGAUGACUUUUAUGGUGAAGGACGUUAUCCUCUUCGCAAACCCAAACAGCUCCCCUUCUACGCCAAUACUCCUGGUCAUUUAGACGCUCAAUGGAGGAAACAUCCUUUCAGAAACCACGAAGAAGUUAUGGUUCGUCUGCUAGCUGAUGAAGUUGUGCCAAGAUGGACUCGAGAUGCCCGAAAAAAUUGGGCUGCCGAUAACCAUGAGAAGGGUGUAGUAGGAGUUAAGCCUAUUCCUCUCGGUAUCGGCUUAUCUGGAAUCGUAGAGAAAGAAGAGUGA